AUGUUCGAUGAUAAUGAAAUUCAAGUUGCCAAUAAUUCAAAAGAAUGGAUUAAAGAAGUUAUUUCUAAAAAGCAUAUAAAAUAUUACGAAUAUAUUCAAUUUCACAAUAUUGAAAAAAUUGGUAAUGGCAAUUUUGGGAAAGUUUAUCGUGCAAAAUGGAAAAAUUCGGAACAAUAUAUGAUAUUAAAAUCUUUCUAUAAUUUUGACAAUGCCAUCGUAAAGGAAAUUAUACGUGAGUUUGAACUUCAAAAUGAAAUUGGCUUUCAUAAUAAUAUUAUUCGUUUGUAUGGAAUUACAAAUAAAGAAAGCAAAAAUGGACAAUUGAAAUAUUUAUUGGUAAUGGAGUAUGCUGAUGAUGAUUCACUCCAAAAUUAUUUGAAAAAAAACUAUAAGAAACUUAUUUGGGAAGAUAAAUAUAAAUUAUCAUUUCAAUUAACAUUUGUUGUAUCAUGUUUACACGAUAAGGGAAUCGUACAUCAGGAUUUGCAUUCCGGUAAUAUAUUGAUUCACCAAAAUACCAUCAAAUUAGCUGAUUUGGGGUUAUCGAAAAGGAUCGAAAAGGCAUCUAAACGAGAAUCUGACUUAAUUUGUAUGGUUCCUUAUAUUGAUCCAAAUAAGUUUUUAAUACAAUCAUACUCAUUAAAUGAAAAGAGUGAUGUUUACAGCAUUGGAGUACUUUUAUGGGAGAUAUCAAGUGGACGACCGCCAUUUAAUGAUAAAUUAUAUGAUAAUAAUUUAAUUACGCAAAUUUUAUUAGGUUAUAGAGAAACAGUUGUUCCGGAUACACCUACUGAUUAUUUUAAUAUAUAUACUGAAUGCUGGGACAGUGAUCCAGAUAAUAGACCUACGAUGAGUCAAGUAAUUUUCAAAUUGAAAAAUAUUAUAUCAAACCCAUUACAUGAAGAAACACCUCAAAUCAUUCAAAUCAUUCAAAAUUUUAAUAAAAUUGAUAUAUUAGAAAUAGAACCUUCAAUACAAGAUAUCAAUGAAAAUAUAUUUGAAGAAGAUUUAAGUAAUUUGGUUGAUGAAUUGGUUCAGCUUAUUUUUGAUGGAGUAAAUGAAGGAAAAGAAUUAAUAGUAAGAAAGAAACAGCUUUUUGAUUAUAUUAAUAACUCUAAGACGAAUUCACGAGAAAUUUAUAACUGGCUUUUAAAUAAUCAAAAUAAUUCAAAUUCUAUUUAUUUACUUGGAUAUUUCAGUUAUCAUGGAAUUGAAACUAUUGUUAAUAAACGAAGGGCUAUUAAAUUAUAUCAAAAAGCAGUAGAGUUAGAAAAUAGUGUAGCUCAAUUUGAUCUUGCCUAUAUUUAUAUAUAUGGAAAAGAUGCUGAAAAAAAUUAUAACAUAGCAUUUGAAUUAGCAAAAAAAUUGACAAAAAAAGAUUAUUCAGCUGGAGUAAAUAUGUUAGGAUAUUGUUAUGAUGGUGGAAUUGGAACUAAUAUUGAUGAAUUAAAAGCCUUUGAAUUAUAUCAGAGAGCAGCAGAUUUAGGAAAUUCUAAUGGAAUAAAUAAUUUAGGGUGUUGUUAUGAAAAUGGAAUUGUAGUAGAUGAUAAACAAAUGGCAUUUGAAUUAUAUCAAAAGGCUGCAGAUUUAGGAAAUGCAAGUGGAAUGAAUAAUUUAGGGUGUUGUUAUAAGAAUGGAAUUAUAGUUGAUGCUGAUAAAGAAAUGGCCUUUAAAUUAUAUCAAAAGGCAGCAAAAUUAGGGAAUGAUUUUGCUCAAUAUAACCUUGCUUUGAUGUACGAAAAUGGAGAUGGAAUAGAAAAAAAUGUGGAAAAAGCAAUUUAUUGGUAUGAAAAAUCAGCUGCACAAGGAGAUCCAGAUGCUCAAAAAAAAUUAAAAACUCUUAAAGAAAUUAAUUAUUGGUUUGAUUCUGAUUUUUAGUUAUUAUUACACAUAUAUCCGUAUAAUACUUCCCCCUUAAAUUAGUAAUACCCAUGUUGUAAAACCCGGGUAUAAUAAAAUAUAGUAAAUUUAAAUUAUUGUAUCAUAACUCUCCUAUUAAUCCUGGGAAAUUAUUUCCUAAGCUUACAUUAUACCACUACCAAUAUCCAAUAAGAUACUACCAAAUUUUUAUAUAAGGUAUUUAUAGAAUACCCAUAGGCAGUGUUGCAGAUAAUAGUACUUAUUUCAAAUACCAUAUACACUUUAUCUUAAAGUUUUAUCAUCCUAAAAGUGUUUUUUUUUAAUACUGUAAAUUAAGUUCAAUACGAAGAAUGCAAUUUAUUCUUCGCCACUUUUAAUUAUCCGACUGUGAUAAUGCACUGUAAUAAUU
Messenger RNA from Rhizophagus irregularis DAOM 181602=DAOM 197198, 2269 nucleotides. RefSeq lists its product as uncharacterized. NCBI's taxonomy places the organism in Eukaryota, Fungi, Glomeromycota, Glomeromycetes, Glomerales, Glomeraceae. The record is from RefSeq and is a predicted model, not a curated record. Gene Ontology annotation, molecular function: ATP binding; protein kinase activity; protein binding. Gene Ontology annotation, biological process: protein phosphorylation.